AACUAGACUUAGAAAAAAUCCAGUAUUUUUACAGUAUUGUUUCUGGGUUACAUGCUUUUGGAAGCUGGACUCUGUGCUCCCUUGUAAAACAACAACAGAGGAAAACACAUCGUGAGCUCUGAAUCAUUGUGAGCUUUGAAUCCUCUUUUUGAACGGAAAUACCUGGGAAAAAAAAUAACACACAGGAAUAAUAUAACACCUAUACCAGUUUACUGGGAGACUCGAUCAAAACAUAGAUAAGGCUGCGCUGAGUAUGUGUCACUGCUGAGAGUUGCUGCUUUAAACCUAACUAUAGGAGGUGCUUUCCAUUUAGACAUUUCUGUAGAGUUUGUGAGGCUGGCCUCCAAUCAUGUCAUCUGAGGUAGAGACAAACAUAACCAACCAGACCGAUGUGGCCCCUGUGAAGACCCCGUCAAAGAAAGAAAAAAAGAAAGGCCCGGAGAAGACAAAUGAGUUCUUGCUGGCUCGAUUCAAAGGUGACGGCGUCAGAUAUAAAGCCAAGCUGAUCGGUGUGGAUGAUGUCCCAGAAGCAAGAGGUGAUAAAAUGAGCCAGGAUUCCAUGAUGAAGCUAAAGGGCAUGGCUAUUGCUGCUCGCUCCCAGGGUCAACACAAACAGAAAAUCUGGGUGAACAUUUCCUUGUCUGGUAUUAAAAUCACUGAUGAGAAAACAGGGGUAAUAGAGCAUGAACAGCCGGUCAAUAAGAUUUCCUUUAUUGCUCGUGAUGUUACAGACAACAGAGCUUUUGGUUACGUUUGUGGUGCAGAGGGGCAGCAUCAGUUCUUUGCUAUAAAAACAUCCCAGCAGGCAGAGCCUCUGGUUGUUGAUCUGAAAGAUCUUUUUCAGUUAAUCUUCACGCUGAAGAAAAAAGAAGGGGAGAGUCAGAAAAAGAAUGGUGAGGAUGCCUUGCUGACUAUUGAAAACCAGGACAAUAAAAUGAAAGGUGUUGAACAGCUGGAUCUGUUUGGAGACAUGUCCACACCUCCUGACCUGCACUCCCCUUCUGAAAGUAAAGAUAUCCUAUUGCUGGAUCUAUCCACUGAAAUUGACAACAAUCAGAACUGUGUAAAAGGAAAUCCCUUCUUAGAGAAUUGCAUCACUUCCUGUUCCUCUGUCCCUCGGCAGAGGCCGCAAACAAAUGUAUCACCUGACAAUCCCUUUUCUUCCCAACUGAGUUUUUUUCCUGCACCAAUUCCUGACCCUUUUAGUGACGAUCCUUUCUCCAAAAAUAGCCAAUCAGCACACUCUAACUCAAUCAUUUCUUAUAAAUCGUCUAAUCAGAACAAAGAAAAUUCAAAUCACUUUCUUAGUGGCCCAAAGGUAAAGAGUGCCAUGAAUGGUGACACUGAUUUCUUUGGUCAGCAGUUUGAUCAGAUAUCAAACAGAACUGUCACGCAGGCAUUAACUAAUGGCCAGUGGCCCUUGGAAAAUAAGGUUGCAGAGGCAGCAACAUGGACUCAAAAUGGGAUCCUGGAAAAGGAGCAGAAUGGUCUGCCAAACAUAGCCAUGCAAAACUCAUUUGUGGAAAGAUCUGGCAAAAACCCACCACUACAAAAUGGUGUGAAACAAGACGCCCAGAUGAAGUCGGAUCCUUCAAAGUCUCAUCUAUGCGAUUCUGUGAUAAUUAGCCCUCCACCGCAAAGUACAAAGCCCGGACGAGGCAAGAGAAGCGUCAAGUCUCCUACAAAUGACCUCUUUGGAUCAGACCUUUUUGCUCCAGUCAACCAGACACCAACUCCAUCUCCACCACAGCCUGAAGCCCAGCAAAAACCUCCACAGACCAAUCCUCUAGAUCUCUUCAGCAACAGCACACCCACCACUGCCUCUGCUCUGGGUGCCUUGGGAGCAUUAUCACAAGGAACUCCCCCAGCAGUAACAACAGCACCAUGGGGACAGUCCCCUUCGUUGUUCUCUCUACCUAACUCCAUGGCCCCAGGGCAAAUGAUGGGUGCCCAGCCUUUUGGUCAGCCUGGGAUCUACGGUGCACAACCUGUCCCUGGUUGGGGGCAGCAAGCAGCAUUUGGGGCAGCACCUUCACCACAGCCCCCUGGCUGGGGUCAGCUGGCAGUCGCAUCCCCACCCGGAGCCUGGUCUCAGUCUACACCUUUUACAAACCCCUUCCAACCUAACAUGUUCCCUGCUGCUAUGAAUGGGCCGAUGGCAGGGAUUACCCAGUCCGGCCCUCCACCCCAGCCCCCUCCAAGGCCUGCUGCUGUGAAAGAAGCACCAAAGGUGGAGAACAGUGCCUUCAGUGUCCUGGAUCCUCUGGGAGAGAAGGAGAAGAAGAACAUUAAAGAGAUGUUCAGGGACUUCCAGAUCGCCAAGCCACCAACAGUUCCAGCCAGGAGGGGUGAACAGCUAGCUGUGACCAGCACAAGUGGUGCCUUCUCGCAGUAUUUCACCAGCAGAGUAGGCCUUGUCCAGGAUGUUGCUGAUCACGAUGACUUCGAUAUCAAUCAGAUAUCAACUAAAAUCAAUGAGCCACCAAAACCAGCACCUAGACUAGCUCCUCCAUCUACUUUGAACCCUGUACAGAACAUCUUUGGGAAUCCUUUUGGGUCUGAUCCUUUUGGUGCUUCUGCCCCCAUAACUAGUGCUCCAACCCAGCAGCCAGCUACAACAAAUUUAUUUGGGGAUGGAUUUGAUAAUCCAUUUGCAUGAAGACCAUCAUGUUUCCAACUCUACCUACUUCUAUGAAACAGUGAUGCUGCCAACUUUUUUGAAGACAAAAUUGGGUUUACCUACAAAGCUAUCAUAUCAGGAUUUACAUACAAGUGUUCUGUCCCAUUGCCACACUGAUAGAUAUCUCAAGACCUAAGUGUUUCAUUGAUCGAUACCAUUGUGACCCUUGCUUAUUGAAUCACAUACACAGUCAACGUUUUUGUAGUUCAUAAUUUCAGAACUGAUAUUCUGUUUUUUACUGUGCUGUUUGUUGUACGUCUUUUCAUGAAUAUGAAUACUAUUGUCAACUAAUAAUAAGGAAGUAGGGGCCCGUACAUUACUCUCAAUGUAAAAGCAAUUGACUUGUGUUUCGAAUAGGUUUGACACGAGGAAGCAUUAUAUCACGGAACGUCAAAAAAUGAAAAGUUAAGUGUUAAAAUUGGUUUACAAAAAAAAUUAGCAAUGUAUUUUUUUUUCUUCUUGAGUAUUGGAUAUGUAUUAAGCUGUAGUCUGUCUUUUUGUGUAUUUAUUUGGAUGACCAAGCUAAGAGUCAAUCCAAUGGAUUUUAAGUUUGCAUUGCAUUUUACAGUUACUGAGAAUUUACAAUAGAGCUAUUUUGAAAACAAAAAACUGUGUGUCUCAACAUCUAAACAAACAGACAUACAGUCAUAUCACACAACUUAAGGAAGCCAAAACUCUGAUCAUUUAUUCUGUACAAGCAAAAGUCUGUGCAUUUAUUAUAGUUAUUUGCAGGUGUAGUCCUUUCUCACUCUUUAAAAAACUAUCAAAGUGUAUGUGAUUCCUUUAAGCCACAGACCAUCCUUUAAGCUACAGACCACUAAAUGUAUAGACUGUGGUAAUCUUUUAUAUUAGUUAACAUGCAAUAUUAGAACACAAUAAAGUGGUUUUGUAAUUGGGUGCUUGGCAUCAAUUGAAACACAGUUAUUCAAACUAAAGUAAGACCAGGGUCUAAGUAAUGUAACAUUUAUUGCACAGUUGUGAAAGCACUUUGCUCUUACUGUAAUAAAAAUACAGGUUUAACUGGAAAAUUCAUGGAAAUAAAAUGUGUAAAUCAAAAUAGCUUAUGUAUAAAAAGCCCAGCUGUAUCUGUAACUGAAGUCUUUUAUUCAUUGUUUCUAUUUGUCGUGCACUACCCUCCUCUAUCUCGGAUAUGGUGUAACUUUUUUACAAUGAAUUUACUCUCUAUUCAUUACAAUAAACUGGAAAUGUAGUGUAAUUGACAGUAAAAAUUACAGAGCUGUAACACAAUUUAUAUUCAAGAAAUAUGUAUUAUAUUCUUCUGUUAUGCCUUAUAAUAAAGCAGUAACAUUGUGAAUGAUCUCAGU
This is a messenger RNA of Polyodon spathula (Mississippi paddlefish), 4005 nucleotides long. RefSeq names its product disabled homolog 2-like. The transcript is spliced from 14 exons. The record is from RefSeq and is a predicted model, not a curated record. Gene Ontology annotation, biological process: negative regulation of canonical Wnt signaling pathway; positive regulation of endocytosis; receptor-mediated endocytosis. Lineage: Eukaryota; Metazoa; Chordata; Actinopteri; Acipenseriformes; Polyodontidae. Bases 350 to 2659 code for a protein of 769 amino acids. Gene Ontology annotation, cellular component: plasma membrane.